UAUGCCAAUUGUCGAUGAAUUCAGUCUAAGAAGCUCAUAAAAUGAGACAUUUUCUCAAAUUCUUCAUAUUAAGUGCUCUUUGUUCAAUUUCCUUAGCGGUUGAAUGUGAGAAAAUACCAAAAAAUGAAGAGUUGCGUUUAAAAAAGGAUAUGCUGUGCAAUUAUGAUAAAAGUGUCCGACCUUUAGGUGGUUCGAAGAAUGCAACGCUCAUCAAAGUGAAAAUGGUUUUAAAAUCCUAUGAUUAUCUGGAUUACUCCAACAAGAUUAAUGUGCUCGUGUGGAUGGUGAUGUCGUGGACGGAUGAUCAUUUCAAAUGGGAUCCCCGGGAAUAUGGAAAUUUGAAAACUUUCUAUGAGAUGAGUGAUCAAAUCUGGAUGCCAGAUUUAUCCUUGUACAAUGGCGAAAUGAGAGAGAGUAGCUGCGAGACGACAAAUUGUGUCAUCCACUCCAAUGGCCUAGUCAUUUGUAUCCCUCCGUGCCAGUAUACGGGUCACUGUGCUGGCUCCUUUGUACGUUGGCCAUUUGAUCGGCAAAAUUGUACCCUCACAUUCGGUGCAUGGAUAAAUACAGGUGAAGAAAUUAAUUUCUUCGGUGCAAAAACAUCCGUUGAUACGGGAGAUAGUUUACUAAAUCACGACUGGAAGCUCCUUUCCAUUUCGAUGAAGAAGCACUCAGGAAACUUUUCGUGCUGCCCCAAUCAAACCUUCCCAUCGCUAAGGUAUAAUUUUAUUCUCGAAAGACAUUCCUCGAUCUUCACAGUCUACCUUUUCAUACCGACUAUGGUUUUGGUUCUAUUAAAUAUAAUAUCUCUCCUGGUGCCUCCACAUGGUACUGAACGAUGGAUUCUAAUUGCUGUGAGCUUCGUUGGGCACAUCCUAUUCACUCAACAAUUAUCUUGGGUAGUUCCAAGAAAUGGUGAAACCAUACCAAGUGUUAUUGUCUUCUACAGAGAUUCCACCACAAUUAUUGGAAUCUUACUCCUGAAUACGUUUAUUGUACGUAUUUUGAUGACACUCCAAUGCGAAGUGCCAGGAUGGUUGUCUUCCCCAAUGGACGUACUGAGAGAUUCAAGAGCAGGCAAAUUCAUCGUGAAUGCAAAUAGUGGAAAAAUGGAAAAAAUCGAGGAAGUAGCCGAGGAUGAUACCACAAUCCUCGUAGAACCCAAAGUUGAAAGUCCAAAAAAUACCGCAAAAUGGCAUUUUCUUGCUGUAGUUGUGGAUCGUCUUGUGCUGAUUGUCGUAACACUUAUUUACUUUUUCCUCGUCAUUCUUCUAAUACCCGAAAGUUAUGCAUCAUCCGCUGAUUUAUCAACAUUCGAUAUUGCAUCGAUAAGUUCGCAGCAAUAAUUUUACAUUAAUACCAAUUUUUUUGUCAUUUAUCCAUAAAUUGUAAUUAUCAUCAAUGAAAAAGAAAAUGAUCUUAUCCAACUUAUAAGCAAUAUCCUGGACCAUUUGGUGGCUGUGCUGGGAUAUUUCGCUUUCGUAGCCGACAUGCAUGCUCUUCGAGUCUCUCCUUCACUUGGAAGCCCGACGAUUGACUCCACAGUCUUUCGGCUGCUGCUGAUGCACGCGGGAAGAUUCUGGAAUGGAUUAUUCAUAUUUUAGACGUCUCUUCAAAAUUAAAGUGUCUUCAGCAAAUGAAUAAAAUUUUAAGAUUAACACAAAAA
Lutzomyia longipalpis is the source of this 1666-nucleotide messenger RNA. Its product is annotated as acetylcholine receptor subunit alpha-like 2. The record is from RefSeq and is a predicted model, not a curated record. Gene Ontology annotation, cellular component: neuron projection; synapse; membrane. Gene Ontology annotation, biological process: monoatomic ion transmembrane transport; signal transduction; nervous system process. Bases 42 to 1346 code for a protein of 434 amino acids. Lineage: Eukaryota; Metazoa; Arthropoda; Insecta; Diptera; Psychodidae. The transcript has 4 exons. Gene Ontology annotation, molecular function: extracellular ligand-gated monoatomic ion channel activity; neurotransmitter receptor activity; transmembrane signaling receptor activity.